AGGACGUUGAUCCUUCCUCAGAGGACCUCUCUCCUGUAGAAAAUACCACCCUGUUUUAGACAGCCGGCGCGAUUGUAAGUCUAUUUUUGUACACUUUUAGAGUAAAUUUUAGUGUAGGAAGAGAAGAGAGCACCGCCAAGAUGUUGAUCGGGCUCGUGAGGGAAUCGGUGAUGCAGUGCUUCUGCCAUACGUGUCGGGCACCCCUACCGGCAACCGUUCAUAGGACACAAAUUCCAAUAACGAAGGUAAAAACGAAACCAAGGACGACGAUAGCGAACCAGCCAAAAAGGGUACAGUUUGUUACGACCGAGGUCAGGUGCCAGGAGAAGACCAGGGGCGGCCUGCGCUACGAGGUCAUCCUCGGCGAGCCGGAGGUCAAGACAGCUCCUCCCAAGAAGCAGCUCUCCCCCAAAAGCAGCAUGUCCGUCCAGGACAUCGAAGAGAAGCUCAAGGCGGCCGAGGAACGCCGCCAGCAAUUGGAAUCCAACAAAAUCGCAGCUCUAUCGGCAAAAAUGGUGAAGAUCGAAGAAGCGUCCCGCAAGAAGGAGGAACAGACUAGUCAAUUCAUAGCUGCUACACGCGAUGCUCUGGAACAGAAAAUGGAGCUCCACACGGAGAAAAGAGAAGCUUACAUCACUGACCUCAAAACCAAACUGAAGGAUCAUAUUGAAAAUGUGGAGAAAACUCGUCUGACUCUCGAACAGCAAACUGACGAAGUGAGGUCCGCCAUCGAAGAGAAACUGAAAAGUGCUUCUCAGCAGCGCGACGACAACAUCAAGAAGAUGCUGGACCGCCUCAAGGAACAUGAAGAGCAGGUCCAGAAGGUCAGGGUACAGAACACCGCCAAAUAUCAACAGCUGGAGGCCACCAUCCAGGAAAAGCUGGGUCAGGCCCAGACCAGGAAAGAGCAACUGGAACAAGAGCAGAAGGAGAAGCUGAGGAAUUACAAUAACCGGCCAUUAGAAGUAAAGCAGUCCGUCGAGUCUACUGUGGAGGUGCGUAAGACUGAGGUUGCGGCUCUUGUCGAGAAUAAACUCACUAUCGCCGAGCAAAAGAGAGAGCAGGAGAUCAAAAAAAAGCUAGAGAUUGCCAAGAAACACAACGAGCAUAUGGUAGAAGUCAAGCAAUCCAUAGAAACGACGGAGGAGAACCGUAAGACUGAAAAAGUUAUUAAAUUAGAGACUAAGCUUACCGCAGCCGAGCAAAAGAGGGAGCAGGAGCUGCAGCGUAAAUUAGAAAAGAUUAAGGAGAAUGAGAAGCGUGCCGAGGCGGUCCGUCAGAACAAGGCGAACAUCAUCGCCAACAAAAUGGCUCCAUCGUCUGGUUAAAAGUUGAACACGUAGUUCCAUUUUUACAUGUAAUAAUAUCAUCUGCUUCUAUUAAACUGUCUUGAGACUUUAACACUCAAGAUUUUGAUAUAUCAACUGAGAAGACCUAUCGGUAGCCAUUUCUCUUCUCAAAAGUAUUGCUUUUAGACUGAAGGAAUUUUGUGAUUAUUUCGUUUUUUAAUACUUAUAUUUUUUACUCUUACUUUAGCCGUAUUUUUAUAUUGUAUUUGCCAAACUAAAGGUGUACCUUUUAAUUGCCCUGAGUUUCUCUUUUGUGUAAAAAGUUUUUAAAUCUAUCGUUUAGUUUUUUAGUUUGUAAGGAGAAAAGUUAACUUUAAAAUAGUAAAUAUACAAAGUGUUUAAACAUGACCAGCUAGCUUUAGCCGAGUGUGGACUAAGUAAUAAAAGUAAAGCUUUAACCUGAUUUGCGCACUUUUUCACGUAGCUAGGUAUUUACAAAAAUAUAAAGAAAUUAUUUUUUAACGAUCUACAAACUCACUUUCAGGUAAGAUCAGUUAACAAAGAGCCCGAGUCGCGCCGAUGUAAUCAAACUGUUCUAGAUGUUCCCGCAUGAGCAAACUUACGCUUGGCGCUCCUUUGUUACUUACUUGGAAGUGAAACGAAUUAGAUAGGAAUUACACAAAUUAAAUCAAAGUCACUUACGACCCGCCCGGGGGGGCGUUUUCUUGACGGAAUCGCUCCCGGGCGGCGUCGAAAACUGCACUCUGUAAAUUCGUUCGAUAUUGAUUGCUCUGGAACAUUUUUUGUAAGAGAAAAAAAGUGUAAUCGUGUAAUGUUUAUAUCAAUGAAACAACCGCCUAGUGCUGCCUUUUUGUAUAAAUGUUGGGACGACUGAUAAUAUGGAUUUGUGCUUCUGCUAUGGAACAAAUUUUGGGAAAUUUCGUUUAAGGGUGGGAGCGCUCUCGACGGUACAAAUAUUAGUUGAUGAACACACACACACUGCAAAAUUGUCACUCCUAAUUAUUUUAGUUAACAAUAAAAUUACCAAACUCAUUCGUUACCCGGACAGGUUUUUAUUCUUCAUCUAAUUGGUAAUUAUGACUGUAAAUUUACAUUAAAUGUAAAUUGACAGUUGCUUAACGUCAAUUUACGUUAAAUGUAAUCUGUCCAAUAAUUAUUUUAAUUAGCAAAAAAUUACCAAACUCAAUUCCUUUUCCGAACCGGAUUUUUUCUUUUCUAUGUAAUUGGCAAUCGUGACUGUAAAUUUACAUUAAACGUAAAUCACAAUUAUUGAGUGUCAAUUUACAUUAAAUGUAAUCUGUCCACUAUUUAUUUCAGUUAACAAAAAAUUACCAAAUUAUUUGUUUCCCAGACAGGUUUUUAUUCUCCAAGUAAUUGUCAAUUUUGACUGUAAAUUUACAUUAAAUGUAAAUCGACACUUGCUAGACGUCAAUUUACGUUAAAUGUAAUCUGUCCAUUAGUUAUUUUAAUUAGCAAAGAAUUACCAAAUUCAUAAUUCCUUUUCCGGAUCGUUUUUUUCUUUUCCAUGUAAUUGGCAACCGUGACUGUAAAUUUACAUGAAACGUAAAUCACAAUUAUUACGUGUCAAUUUACAUUAAAUGUAAUCUGACCACUAAUUAUUUUAGAUAACAAAAAAUUACCAAAUUCAUAAUUCCUUUUCCGAACUGGUUUCUUUUCCAUGUAAUUGACAAUCGUGACUGUAAAUUUACAUUAAACAUAAAUCACAAUUACUAAGUGUCAAUAUUUUAGUCAACAAAAAAUUGCCAAAAUCAUAAUUUGUUUCCCGGACAAGUUUUUAUUCUCCAAGUAAUUGGCAAUUUUGACUGUAAAUUUACAUUAAAUGUAAAUCGACACUUACCAAACGUCAAUUUACGUUAAAUGUAAUAUGUCCAUCAGUUAUUUUAAUUAGCAAAAAAUUACCAAAUUCAUAUUUCCUUUUCCGAACCGGUUUUUUCAUUUUCCAUGUAAUUGGCAAUUGCGACUGUAAAUUUACAUUAAACGUAAGUCACAAUUACUAAGUGUCAAUUUACAUUAAAUGUAGUAAUUAUUUUAUUUAACAAAAAAUUACCAAAUGUGUUCAUAAUUCAUAAUGUUUUCCGGACAGGUUUUUAUUUUCCAAGUAAUUGGCAAUUUUGACUGUAAAUUUACAUUGACUGUACAUCGACAGUUACUAAACAUCAAUUUACGUUAAAUGUAAUCUGUCCAUUGAUUAUUUUAAUUAAAAAAUUACCAAAUUCGUAAUACCUUUUCUGAACGGGUUUUUUAUUUUUCAUGUAAUUGGCAAAUGUAACAAUAAAUUUACAUUUAAUGUAAUCUGUCCACUAAUUAUUUUAGUUAAUAAGACCAAAAUCAUAAUUUCUUUCCCGAACAGAUUUUCAUUUUCCCUAUAAUUAAUAAGUAUGACUGUAAAUUUACAUUGUCCAAAUUGUGCUAAAGGUCAAUUUACAUUAAAUGUAAACCGACAUUUGCUAAAUGUAAAUUUACAAGUAUAAGUGUAAAUUUGGUUUUAAAGAGUCAGUUGUGUAUCUUAAUCGAACUAGUUUAAAUUGGCAACUAGGGGUGUUACAAAUUAAAAAAAUACAUACGGCGAUAGGGAAUUUUGUUUGUUUCGAAGUGCUUUUUGUCGAGACUGUUUAAGACCAUAUCAAACAUCAGAUACUUCCGAAUUGGGCCGCUUUUGAACGAAACUCUCCCAGAAUUAAUCCACUAGCUUCUGUGAUGAGUUGUUUUCUUUGAGAAUAAAUUUAUAGCAAAAGAUAAAAGUUAUUUAGCUAAUAAUAUGUAAGGAUGUAGUGUUACUGUGUAGUGUUCACCCAGUUUAUAAUGUUUCAUACGCUUUGACAUAUAAAAGUAUUAUUACUUGUUUAGGGUAAGUCAAUAUCUUGAGUUGUGGCAUAACACUUUCAUUGUCGUUCAUUCUAACGUUGCGUUUUAAUAAAAUUAGGUUAAGGUGUUGUUCAUAAUUAAGUUUUACGUUUACUUUUAAGGUUUAACUAAUAAUAUUGUUUCCGUUCCUACUAAUGUUGCUUAAUAAAAGUUCAGUAAAAUUA
This is a messenger RNA of Anoplophora glabripennis (Asian longhorned beetle), 4360 nucleotides long. Its product is annotated as S phase cyclin A-associated protein in the endoplasmic reticulum. Gene Ontology annotation, biological process: microtubule depolymerization; neuron projection development; regulation of microtubule polymerization or depolymerization. The coding region runs from base 141 to 1328 and encodes 395 amino acids. The record is from RefSeq and is a predicted model, not a curated record. Gene Ontology annotation, molecular function: tubulin binding. The transcript is spliced from 9 exons. Gene Ontology annotation, cellular component: cytoplasm; neuron projection. NCBI's taxonomy places the organism in Eukaryota, Metazoa, Arthropoda, Insecta, Coleoptera, Cerambycidae.